CAUUAUGUUUUUAUGCAACACCACAGCCAUCAAGGACUGGAGCUACUUUCUCUCCCAGAUCUUGCCUCUUGUGAAUAAAUCAGCGGGGUUUGUCCAUCAGAGUAUGGAUCGGGUGGAGGCGGUGACGAGCACUAUGGUGACCGCUCUGGAGCCCGACUUGAGCGGGAUGAGCGCCAGUCAUCCGCCGCUGAACUCCAAUCACACGUCCGGGAUGGAGCAUGUUUUUCAGUACUCGUACUCGGAGGGUGACCUGCAGUACACGGACUACAGGACACCCCAGAGGGACUCGAUACCGCUGCCCAAAGCGGUGCUUUAUCUGGUCAUGGCUGCGCUGGUAGUGGUGGCUGUGGCGUACGCGAUUGUGGGACAUCUGGUGAAGGAUCUCGUGCAUGAGUUUGUUGAAUGGGUGUUCGGUCCUCGUUCAGAAAACCACAGCAGGAGCAAGAGUGAGGUGAACUGCAUCAGCAGCAGCGUGAACGAAAUGAACGAACUCUCACAUGCACCUGAAACACUCUGCAUCACUUAUAAUCACUCCAUGAAGCCUGAAGAACUGGUGGUGACCAUCGACGAGACCUCGCCGCUGCCUCAAGAAGCCUACGCCGGGACAUAAUCGAGAGGGAAAAACACUGCGAUUCGAUUCAGCCCUUUAUUAUGAGGAGAAAAGCACAUUUGCUUCAGUUUGAGGUGUCGAAAAGCGACGCUGUGAAGUCAAACCAAUGGAGAAACUGAGGAAACUAGUGGAUAAAGUACACUUGGAGCGCUGUGAGAAACACGUUAUAUUUUCAGAUUGAAUUUAUAACCCUGAGAAAAGACUUCUUUAUCAUUCGUAUCCGUCUAAUCGCACAGUAUUUUCUGUUAUUUGUUCAGUGGAGACAUGCACUGUGAAUCCUAGAAGUAGUUUGCUGCUCUUGAUCCAUUUAUUUCUUCUAUAUGGUUUUGUUUUUCUCCACUUUUGCGGAUAUUUACGGCUGAGUGCUUUAUAGUAUUUGCGAAUACUCACGUUUAAACCACUUUCAGGUUCUGCUUGAAACUAGAUCUGCUCCCUGUAGGUUACUUGAAACGUCAGGUAAUAAGAAUGAUUUCAUGAUUUAGAUAUAACAGCUCUUGAUGACAAAAAAAUCAAUAUUUAAUCCACAAAGGCAAAACAAGAGCUGUCUUUUUACUUUCAUCUAAGGCAGUGUUACCAAAAAUAGGUUUUUAUUGACGAGAGACA
Messenger RNA from Danio aesculapii, 1213 nucleotides. RefSeq lists its product as uncharacterized. The record is from RefSeq and is a predicted model, not a curated record. Bases 5 to 610 code for a protein of 201 amino acids. Lineage: Eukaryota; Metazoa; Chordata; Actinopteri; Cypriniformes; Danionidae. The transcript is spliced from 2 exons.